Messenger RNA from Arabis nemorensis, 1104 nucleotides. The record is from the annotation of a GenBank genome assembly. Lineage: Eukaryota; Viridiplantae; Streptophyta; Magnoliopsida; Brassicales; Brassicaceae.
AUGUCUCACAGGAAGUUUGAGCACCCAAGACAUGGUUCUCUCGGUUUCCUUCCGAGGAAGAGAGCCAACCGUCACAGAGGAAAAGUGAAGGCUUUUCCCAAGGAUGCCCAAUCCAAGCCAUGCAAGUUCACAGCUUUCAUGGGUUACAAAGCUGGUAUGACCCACAUUGUCAGAGAAGUCGAGAAACCUGGAUCCAAGCUUCACAAGAAGGAGACCUGUGAGGCUGUUACCAUCAUUGAGACACCACCUAUGGUGGUUAUUGGAGUGGUUGCCUAUGUCAAAACUCCUCGUGGCCUGCGAUCCUUAAACACUGUUUGGGCCCAGCAUUUGAGUGAGGAGGUCAGGAGAAGGUUUUACAAGAACUGGUGCAAGUCUAAGAAGAAGGCUUUCACCGGGUAUGCUAAGCCGUACGAAAGCGAGGAUGGUAAGAAGAGCAUCCAGGCUCAACUGGAGAAGAUGAAGAAAUACGGAACUGUCAUCCGUGUUUUGGCCCACACUCAGAUCAGGAAGAUGAAGGGAUUGAAGCAGAAGAAAGCUCACAUGAUGGAGAUCCAGAUCAAUGGUGGUACCAUUGCUAAGAAGGUUGACUUUGCUUACGUUUCUUCGAGAAGCAGAUCCCAAUCGAAGCAGGGUCUCCGUAAGGUUGCUUGUAUUGGAGCGUGGCAUCCUGAAAGAGUUUCCUACACUGUUGCCAGGGCUGGUCAGAAUGGUUAUCAUCACCGUACUGAGCUGAACAAAAAGAUUUACAGAUUGAGCAAGGUUGGUCAGGAGAGUCAUUCAGCCAUGACUGAAUAUGACAGGACUGAGAAGGAGGUGACUCCAAUGGGAGGAUUCCCUCACUAUGGAGUAGUGAAGAGCGAUUACUUGAUGAUUAAGGGAUGCUGUAUGGGUCCGAAGAAGAGGGUUGUGACUCUGCGCCAGUCAUUGCUUACGCGUCUUGCCCUUGAGGAAAUCAAACUCAAGUUUAUCGACACAGGUUCCAAGGGUGGACAUGGUCGUGCCAUGUUUUAUGGUCGGAAGUGGAAGUUUUAUGACCACCCAAGAGAAGCGGAAGUUUUAUGGUCGUGCCAAGGCUUAAGAGUCAGAGAUAUUGUUGUCCUUUGA